Molecule: messenger RNA, 2588 nt
Organism: Temnothorax curvispinosus
Lineage: Eukaryota; Metazoa; Arthropoda; Insecta; Hymenoptera; Formicidae
Gene: Mtpalpha
Product: trifunctional enzyme subunit alpha, mitochondrial
Exons: 11
Coding region: 1-2298 (765 amino acids)
Biological process (GO): fatty acid beta-oxidation
Cellular component (GO): mitochondrion; mitochondrial fatty acid beta-oxidation multienzyme complex
Molecular function (GO): NAD+ binding; enoyl-CoA hydratase activity; long-chain (3S)-3-hydroxyacyl-CoA dehydrogenase (NAD+) activity
Source: RefSeq, a predicted model, not a curated record
AUGGCGAGCUGCAGGCUGUUCGGCGCCCUCGCGCGCUGCUCCCGCGCCAACGCGAAUUUCAUUUCGAAAUGCACAGGUUUGCAACAAUCGAGAACAUUAGCAACCGUGGCAAAUAGGAAAUAUUUUAAAUGCAAAACCGUCGGCGACGUAGCAGUCAUCACCAUAGAUUCACCAAAUGUCAAAGUAAACACCUUAAACAAGGAACUAAUGGGAGAGAUAGAAGGAUUAUUGAAUGAAAUUCAAUCCAAUCCUCUUGUAAACUCAGCAGUUCUUAUUAGUGGCAAACCAGACAAUUUCAUAGUUGGUGCAGAUAUUAGUAUGUUACAAGCUCUUCCGGAUGCAGAAGCUGGUUAUCAAGUAGCGAAAGAGGGCCACAGAGUUCUAGAUCUAAUAGCGAAUAGUAAAAAGCCAAUUAUUGCUGCUAUUCACGGUUCGUGUCUCGGUGGAGGAUUAGAGGUCGCGUUAGCAUGCCAUUACAGACUCGCCGUUAACGACAAGCAAACCAAAUUAGGAACCCCAGAAGUAAAGCUCGGGCUCCUUCCUGGCGGCGGUGGUACUCAACGCCUGCCCCAGCUGAUUCCUCUUACCACCGCUCUAGAUAUGGUACUCACUGGUAAAAAUGUUCAGCCCAACAAAGCGAAGAAACUUGGACUAGUGGAUAUCUUGGUGAAUCGCCUUGGACCGGGAAUCGGAUCGCCCGAAGAAAAUACGAUGAGAUAUCUGGAGGAAACCGCGGUGAAAACUGCGCAGGAUAUCGCAAGCGGAAGACUGAAGAUUGAGCGCGGUCCAAAAUCUCUCGUGGACAAGAUAACGCAACAGAUUCUGUCCAUCAACUUCGUCAAGGAUCAGGUGUUCAAGAAAGCAAAGGCCCAAGUGAUGAAAAUGACGAAUGGCUUAUAUCCAGCUCCGCUUAAAAUUCUGGAAGUGGUAAGGGUCGGUCUGGACAAGGGUCCUGUUGCUGGAUUUGAUGCUGAGGCCAGGGGAUUCGGUCAACUGUCGGCUACACCGGAAUGUAAAGGCCUUACAAAUUUGUUCUUCGGCAUGACAGCAUGCAAGAGAAAUCGUUUCGGCCCGCCCAAGAGUGCAGUCAAAAAAGUUGCAGUUAUUGGCGCUGGUUUAAUGGGUGCGGGCAUCGUCCAAGUCAGUAUCGACAAAGGUUUUGAUAUCAUUAUGAAGGAUACCAACGAGGUCGGACUGUAUCGCGGCAUAAACCAAAUUCAGAAAGGUCUGGACGGUGCUGUGAAGCGUAAACGAAUCUCCAGUAUUGAAAAGGACAAGUAUUUGUCACAUCUCAAUGCAACAUUAAGUUACGACUCCUUCAAAGAUGCAGACUUAGUGAUCGAGGCUGUCUUCGAGGACAUCGCCAUCAAGCACAGGGUUCUGAAGGAGAUUGAAUCCGUAGUGCCGAAUCACUGCGUCAUCGCGACCAAUACGUCCGCUAUUCCUAUCACAAAAAUCGCUGCUGGUAGCAGCCGUCCUGACAAAGUAAUCGGUAUGCACUACUUCUCUCCUGUCGACAAAAUGGAACUGCUAGAAAUUAUAACACACAAAGGAACAUCUGAAGAGACGAUCAAAACCGCUGUAGAUGUUGGUUUGAAACAGGGCAAGAUCGUCGUCACAGUCGGUGAUUGUCCUGGAUUUUACACUUCAAGAAUACUUUCUACCAUGUUGUCAGAAGCGGUUAGACUAAUGCAGGAAGGCGUAGAGCCGAUGCAUCUGGAUAAACUGACAAAGACAUUCGGCUUCCCUGUUGGCCCAGCCACUUUGUCCGAUGAGGUCGGCAUUGAUGUGGGUGCUCACAUCAGUGUUGAUCUCCAGAAAGCUUAUGGGGAGCGCUUUAAGGGAGGAGACGUAAAUAUUCUCGGCGACAUGGUCAAAGCUGGCUUCCUCGGACGCAAGUCCGGCAAAGGUAUAUUCGUGUAUGAAACCGGCUCCAAGAACAGGGACGUAAAUGUCGGUGCGUUGGACAUUAUAAAAAAGUACAGCCUCGAGCCUAAGGGUAGCACGUCCGACGAGGACCGUCAAAUGAGGAUGGUUUCACGGUUCGUUAAUGAAGCAGUACUGUGCUUGGAAGAAAAUAUUCUAGCUAAUCCCUUGGAGGGCAAUGUGGGAGCUGUGUUCGGCUUGGGUUUCCCGCCAUUCACGGGUGGUCCAUUCCGUUGGGUAGACGCGUACGGCGCCCAUCGUCUCGUUAAGAAGAUGGAGGAGUUCCAGAGUCACUACGGCGAAACUUACAGACCGUGCCAGUUACUGCGCGAUAUGGCGGCCGAUUCUACGCGAAAAUUCCACCCAAAGUAAAAGUUCGAUAAGGAUCCAUUAUCGGCAUAUCUUCAUUGAUUGAAUGUUCAUCCGAGAGCUGUAUUAUAUUUGUUCGCUUCAGAGUCAGAAAGAGAAAAUGCAUCCGCGAAAUAGGUGCAUAAAUUAAGCCCUUUGUUAUCCUGCAACUCAACUUGGAGUUCUCACUUGUUAUAUCUUGUGUGUGCUAAUUUGUUGAAAGGUUAAUUGGAAGAAUGUUUACCAUCUUUUUCUAAUUACCUAGAAUAAACACAAACGAUAUGCGAACGAAUUUAUAUAUAUAUAUAUAUAUA